AUGGCGUCCCCAGAGCAGGUUCGCACACCUGUUGACCCGGUUUCGGACCCCGCGACAACAACCGACACAUCGACGGCCGCGUCUAUACUCCGCGACAUCCUCAUCUGGUAUCCGGGAACCCUCUUGAUCGUCUUCUUCAUCUCCGGCGUCGCCUACAGCAUAUUGACUGCCAAAAGAGAGGACGAAAUUGUUGAGCCAGGCGUCCGCGGUCCAGGUGGCAAACCUCUCCCCGCCACGAAGAAGAGGAAAAGAAACAGUGAUGGCAACAGUAACCAUUGGGGUCCCGACCCGUCUCCUGCCUUCAAAAAGGUCUUCGCAUGGCUGUCUCUGGCCAUGUUUCUCGUCUUUUUCGCCAAUGGCAUCGCACACUUCGUCCACGUAGUCGAGGUCUGGCCGGCACAACGAGACGGCCAAGUUGUCUGGCGCGAGACGGAAGAAAUGAGCGUAGGUGCCUCUGGCUUGUUGCCCCCGGCUCACCUCACCAGCUCUGGUGCACAAGCUGACAAGUCUUCUCCACAGGUGUUCCUGAUCGGCGCGACCAAUUUCUAUCUAUACCUUUUUGUCACGAUCCUCGAAUGGCACCACAGCCCGUCACUUGUACACUUCAUUACCUGGACGCUUGCCUUUGCUGGCGAGCUGACCAUCACAACCUGCGCUCUCGCCAUAUUCGAAAAGCGCCGCGACACCCACGGCACCGCUGCGUUACGACCUCUCGACAACUUCGACAGCAAGUCGGACAAGUGGGAUCUGAUCGACAUCGUCCUGGCCAUCGUGCGACUCGUUCUUGCCUUCUGCCUCGUAAGCACAUACACCGCGUUAUGGAUCCGCAAAGCCUGGAACAACAGGGACAAAUAUGAUCGGGAUGCGGAACGGUUGGGCGCGGAAGAAGUCACACCGCUUCUCAACGGUACGCGGACGACCUACCGCACCCAGAACGGCCGCGAGGUUCAUACACGCGAGGCUAACGGCCGGAGCAUCCGUGGCCGGAAUGGUAGUGCUACGGCCAGCACCAACGGUGUCGUCGGGGCCAUCAGCCUAGUCAAGGACGAGUCAGCCGCGUUCUACCGACCCGAGAAGAUGCCUCACAAGACGUGGUGGGAGUAUCUAAGGGGCUAUGGCGUAUUCUUCCCUUACCUCUGGCCCCGAGACUCGUGGCGGCUGCAGCUCAUCUUCGCUAUCUGCACUCUUCUGCUGCUCGCGCAGCGCUGGGUGAACCUCCUGGUGCCGCUCCAGAUCGGACAUCUCACCGAUGCCCUCUCCAAGGGCGAGGACCCAUGGAAAGCGCUGAUCUUGUUUAUCAUUUACAAGCUACUACAAGGACCUUCGAUGCUCCUGGGCGCCGUGCGGUCCAUACUCUGGGUACCCAUCUCCCAGUACUCGUAUCGAGCUUUGACGACCUCGGCGUUCGAGCACGUUCAUUCGCUGAGUCUGGACUUCCACCUUGGCAAGCGCACCGGCGAGGUGCUGUCGGCACUCAACAAAGGUGCCUCGAUCAACCAAUUCCUCGAGCAAGUUACGUUUCAAGUUUUGCCCAUGCUCAUUGAUUUGGGGGUGGCCGUCUUCUUCUUUUAUGUCCGAUUCGACGCAACGUACGCGGUUAUCGUCAGCUGCAUCUCCUUCUGGUACCUGUAUCUCACCAUACGCAUGGCGCAAACCCGUGCCGAUCAACGCAGGGCCAUGACGAACGCCGACCGGGAGGAGGAGGCCGUGAAGAAUGACUCGAUCACAAGCUAUGAGACGGUCAAGUACUUCAACGCCGAGGACUGGGAGUUCAGGCGUUAUCGCAACGCCAUUCGGGUCUUCCAGGAGGCUGAGGCGCAGGUCACAUGGGGCAUGAACAAGAUGAACGUCAUCCAGGCGCUCGUCUUCAUGGCUGGCAUGACUGUUGUUCUGCUUUUUGGCUCCUAUCAAGUCACAAACGAACACCGAACUGUCGGCGACUUCGUCAUGCUUCUCACUUACCUCAAUCAGCUCCAGGGCCCUCUCAACUUCUUCAGCAGCUUCUACCGUACCAUUCAACAGGCAAUGAUCUCGGGCGAGAGGCUGCUGGAACUGUUCAAGAUCGAGCCCACCGUUGUGGACUCCGAUACAGCGAAGCCAUUGACCGAGUGUCAAGGGCACAUCCGUUGGAACAAUGUUGCGUUCGCCUACGACCCACGCCAGCCUGCUCUCAAGGAACUCGAUUUUGAGUGCACGCCAGGGACGACAACUGCGUUUGUUGGCGAAUCCGGAGGCGGCAAGUCGACCGUGUUUCGGUUAAUGUUCCGCUAUUACAACACGACAAGCGGUAGCAUUGAGAUUGACGGACAGGAUGUGAAAGAUUUGACGAUCGACUCCGUGCGGCGCUACAUAGGCGUGGUGCCACAGGACACGACCCUGUUCAACGAGAGUUUGAUGUACAAUCUCAAGUAUGCCAACCCGAGCGUCACUGAGGAAGAUGUGUACGAGGCUUGCCGCGCAGCAAGUAUUCAUGACCGGAUCCAGUCUUUCCCUGACGGCUACAACACAAAGGUUGGCGACCGAGGACUGCGAUUGAGUGGAGGCGAGCGACAGCGUGUGGCCAUCGCGCGCACCAUCUUGAAGAAUCCCAAGAUCAUCAUGCUCGAUGAAGCCACAUCGGCACUUGAUGCCCACACAGAGCAAGAAAUUCAGGACAAGCUCGGCAAUCUCGGUCACGGCCGCACUCUUCUCAUCAUUGCCCAUCGCCUAUCUACCAUCACGCAUGCAGACCAGAUUAUUGUUCUCAACAACGGGAAGAUUGUUGAAAAGGGCACACAUGAGCAGCUUGUCAAUGCCAAGGGCCGCUAUGCCUCCAUGUGGGAGAAGCAAGUUCAGGCUGAGCGUGCCGCCGAGAAGGCGCGUGCUGCCAGCCGCAAGGCCCACAAACUCAUGCGUAAAGCCAACAUUGUCAGCAAGGGCCGUACAGAUGGAACGUCGGACGGGUACAACAGCCUCUCGUCUUCGACAAUCCUCCCUGGAGCAACCGACCAGAACUCCAAAGCCACUGCACCACGUGGGGACACGUCGAGCUCAUCCACAAGUUCCGACGCUGAUUCUACACACAACUAUCACGAUGAAACGGAGCGGUAGUCGACGCCGUCUUCCUGUCCCUGAGACAUCUGUUGACUUUCACCGAGCGUGAUUACAUAUCGUUGCUGCGUUGCCAUCAGCAUGCGUCCUGUUGCAGGGGCAGCCUUCAUUUCUUUCUUUCUCGCUACCCCACCGGGUUUCUGGCUUUUAUUGUUACGAAUGUUGAAGAAUCACGACCUGCUACGGAUUCACGGAUCAGGAAGACUGCAUGCCUCAUUAUUGGCAACUUGGCGUUUGGAGUUUCAUCAGCAACGCUGCUAUUUAAUCGCAAGCUUUCACGACAGGUGGUGGCUCUGUUCCGUUUUUUUUCCCCUUUUUUUUCUCGAGAGGGCUUCACUUCAUGUCUCGUCUAAUCAUGUGGCGUCAUGACGUUCAAAGGGGGGGAGGCAUGUAUGCCGACCGCUACCAUGGCGGGAGGCCCCCCCCCCCCUUGGACCUUGCAUCGGAUUUAUAGGUUUGCGUGGUCUUGACUCCCCGUUGCUCAUCAGGACCGCGACGUUACCCGGUCUUGUCUGCUACUUUGCUUAGUCCCAAUCUUGUUUAAUCUUCGAGAGGAAGAGCGUUAUCUCGCAACACAAAGCAAAGGUAUGAGGGCUCUUUAUUAGGAGAGCCCCUGGGCUGUCAGGUGGGCUGGCGACGCCUGCCUUUUCUGCCUGUCUAUUUUCUUGUCUGUUCUUGUCUCUUUGUCUGGCCUCGGUGGACGGUCUGGGGAAGGCAGGUGGUGGGGGGAAGGAGGAGGCGGGAAAAAGGCUACACAAAUGAGCUGGCUUCACGGCUACCACGUACGUACACAUUGGUUCUCGCACUUUCCAUUUUUUUUUCUAGUCUUUGCUCAUAGAGGGUGCCUUGGCAGAGAGUGCCGGGCCAAUGCGAGCGUUGCGAACAAAAAAAGAUGAGAUGGCUGUCUUUCCCCCCC
Messenger RNA from Verticillium alfalfae VaMs.102, 4006 nucleotides. RefSeq names its product heavy metal tolerance protein. Bases 1 to 3090 code for a protein of 1029 amino acids. Lineage: Eukaryota; Fungi; Ascomycota; Sordariomycetes; Glomerellales; Plectosphaerellaceae. The record is from RefSeq and is a predicted model, not a curated record. Gene Ontology annotation, biological process: transmembrane transport. The transcript is spliced from 2 exons. Gene Ontology annotation, cellular component: membrane. Gene Ontology annotation, molecular function: ATP hydrolysis activity; ABC-type transporter activity; ATP binding.